Molecule: messenger RNA, 507 nt
Organism: Miscanthus lutarioriparius
Lineage: Eukaryota; Viridiplantae; Streptophyta; Magnoliopsida; Poales; Poaceae
Source: the annotation of a GenBank genome assembly
AUGGCAAUGGCCAUCAGCGGACGAGCAGCCGCGCUCGUCGUCCCGAACACCGCGGCCACCACUCCGCUUCCCUCCACCGUCUCCGUGAACCAGAGCGCGGCCCGGCUGCGGACGAAGGCGACGAUGAAAGUUGCUACGGCGUCUCACGCGAGCGGCGGCGCGGUGCUGGAGCGGCCGCCGGCAUUCGACCAGUCCCAGCUCGACACGCUCCCCGUCACGCAGGAAGGAGGGGACCCCGGAAGGCUCAAGGAUGGGAGGCGCUCCGGGAGCGGCGACAGCUACAAGGUUUUGCUCGUGGACGACGUGCGCCACACCGAGAAGCACGUGGAGAAGGCCUUGCCGCAGGUGGUGCCCUCCAUAACCGCCGAAGCCGCACGGCAGCUGUUCCACGAGUCUCGGCUGAGAGGCGUCGCGACUGUUAUCGUUGCCGUCAAGGAGCACGCCGAGUUCUACGCACAGAUGAUGACCAAUGCAACUUGUGUCCGUGAGCGGGUGUUGAAGAUAUAG